Messenger RNA from Fusarium oxysporum Fo47, 2055 nucleotides. Its product is annotated as fungal specific transcription factor domain-containing protein. Gene Ontology annotation, cellular component: chromatin. NCBI's taxonomy places the organism in Eukaryota, Fungi, Ascomycota, Sordariomycetes, Hypocreales, Nectriaceae. The record is from RefSeq and is a predicted model, not a curated record. The coding region runs from base 1 to 2055 and encodes 684 amino acids. Gene Ontology annotation, biological process: regulation of transcription by RNA polymerase II. The transcript is spliced from 3 exons. Gene Ontology annotation, molecular function: DNA-binding transcription factor activity, RNA polymerase II-specific; RNA polymerase II cis-regulatory region sequence-specific DNA binding.
AUGCCUCUAGAUACCAAAGAGAAGCCUUAUGCUUGUCAUCACUGCUCAGAUGCCUUUUCCCGCCGAGACCUGCUUCGGAGGCAUGAGAUCAAGGUACACGGCAUUUCAGACAGACUGAGACGACGAAGGCGCUCUGGCAACUCUCCCGAUGUAAUUUCUACCGUGCCUAGAGUCAAUCCACUGUCCCAGUCCAUCGAAUCACUAUUGGCGGAUGGACAUUCAAAUGAAUCGCCUGGCACCCAACAUACGAUCGACACAACAUCCUCCCUCCAAUGCAUGCUCAACGACCUUGGGUCUUCGGCGAUUCAGGCUCCUCUAGACAUUGACAUUGUGUUGGACAGCCAAUGGCUGAACUUCGAAGCUAGCUCAGAAAUGAACCUCGAAUUUUUGAGCAGAAUGGACGACUCUCAGACUCAGAUCUACACCAUCAAUCCCAAUGCUAUGCACUCGUCGACUCUCGACUUGGCCAAUGAGCCUGCUCACUUACGAAACCAAAACGCCGAUUUCGACCUGCAUGGCCACGCGCGCCCUUCUACAUCCGCCACGCUAGAUUCUCAAAACCCGUCUAAAUCUUCACAGUCUGAGGAAAAUCUCACCAUCACGGAGGACUAUUGGCACUCGAUGCAAGCCCAAAUCGAUCAGAUCGGUGGUCCCAAGCUGCCGUCUCGGACAAAGCUGAGCCAAUAUAUUCAUCGCUACCUAGCCUGCUUCCACCGGCAUCAGCCACUCUUCCACGACUGUACCUGGGUUCCAGUGGAGUGUCCAGUGCCCUUAACGUUAGCAGUUUGCGCAAAUGGUGCUCUGUACAUUCUGGAGCGCAAGAUCGCUGUUGCUCUAUUCCACACAGCAGUUAACCUGGCAAAACUCGCUCACAAAGGUAUUUGCAGCUUACAACUAUCGAUGCUUCUUAUAGCUUUUGCAGCUUGGAGCGGCGACCCUAAGGACCUUGAAAUUGCUAUGCAAUUUCAUGGGUGUCUGGCACUCGACAUACGGCGGGAAUGGACAAAGGCAGCGGCGACUCCGAACCUCGACAGUACGACAUGGGCUGGUUGGCGUGACAAGGAAAUACUGAAACGUACAACGUAUUGCUGUUUCACAGUCAUGAACCUCAUGUCCGUUGCUUACGAUAUCCCAUCUCAGAUACGCCUCGAAGAUGAGUACGGCUUACCAGGACACGAGGAGCAAUGGUGCGCCGCGAACGAGGAGGCUUGGACCAGGGCGACAUACGAGGCAGGCCCACAGAAAUGGCUGACAGCGGAAUCUGUCAUCCGGGGACUAGCUGAUGCGUUCUCGCCAUUGCCAACCAAGAUUGGCAUGUUCAGCUGCCAUGUCAUCAUGUCAUCUCUUUGCCAGAAAAUCAUGCUUUUCCGAAAGUCCUGCCAUCCUGGAAGCCGGGCAUACGAUGAAGGGCGUCAUUACUUUAGUCGGUGCUUGACUAGGUGGCAGAUGAUGUGGGAAAGCGAGCCACAGUCGUUUAUUUCGCCCGAUCACCCCCGUGGGCCCAUCAUGUUCAACUCGACUGCUUUGCUGCGAGUUGCGUAUAUACGACUGGCUGCGGACUACUCACCUAUUCGCAACCGUUUUGCCACCUGCAUCUCGGAUAUUGAUAUUGCAGCUGCAAUUGGGCACAUGAAACCACUAACUCGAGAUGUGCACACGUAUAAAGCCGUGAUGCAGGCAUGUCAGGCCCUGCGAGUCCCGGUAGGACUAGGCUUCACGGUUAUUUGUCGAUCAGCGUUCUGGACUUGGAGUGUUCAACAUGCUCUCAGUUACUUUGAGUGCGCUUUGAUGUUGUGGCAAUGGCUGAACAUGGCGCAGAGUGCGACCGACCUGACUGCGGACGAGAUCAAGAUCCUGGACAUGGUAGAACAACUGGUCGACUCAUCCAGUGCGGCCCAGAAUGGAGAGGAAGCUCAGCAUAGUCUAUCAGUCCGCAGUCUGUGGCUGUUUGUCAAUCUCUUAGAUACGGGAGAUCUGACAGUCUGGGGGCUUUGCCCGAAAUUGGCCCGCGUGUUAGAUGCGCGUUUGAAGCAGGCGACUGAUCCUGCAGCGUGA